AAAGAAAAAACGCUGGAAAAGAACAGUGUUUUUGUUACGGUGUCUGCAUCUGUAUCUGUGUCGACUUUGGCAUUUUGUUUUGGCCUCUGCUUGUUUGGUUUUUUCUUCCUUUCAUUCAUCUUUUUGCUUUGUGUUUUAGAGGGAAUUGAAAAGGUGAAUAGAAAAGAGAAAAAAGGGGUUGCCAAAAGAUAAUGGUAGUGGAAUCAAUAGUGAGGAGCAAGGCUGAGCUGAAAACCAAGGGCGAAACCACAUGGAAUUUGUGGGGAUCAACCCAAAACAUAUAGAAAUCAAACACCGGCACUCUCAGAUCUCUAGGAUCUCAGAAUUUCAGGAAAAAAAUGGCUGCUUGUUUCUCGAGAAAAUUCUCUAUUUUUUAGCUCUUUGUCCUAGCUCAUUUGGUGCUCAUUCUACUACUUACCUUUUGGUUCUUAUUGUCUCCAUCUCAGCUUCAGUCGUUUUGCAAGAUUAAAGUGUUUUUAGCAUCUGGGUAUUAAUCAAGAAGCAGUUUUGAUAUUGCUUUUGAAGUGAAAAGGUUCAAAAAAAAAAAAAAAGAAGUUCCUUUAAAGGGUAAUGGUCGGUUUAGUUUAUGUGGUUCUGAGUCUGAAAAGGACAUCUUUUGGUUGGAUAAGGCAAGGAAAGAGAAUUUAGCUUCAUUUGAAGGAUGGCUGGUCAUGGUGGUGUUGAUCAGAGGAUAUUGGUUUUUCAGAGAAAGUAAAGUUUGAAUGAGCUGAGAGACCGUAAAGUAUGGACAGAAGGAGUUUGAUGCUGUUUAGACUGGGCUUACUGGUUUUGGCAUUGAUGGGGAUUUCCUCUGCUACUCUUUCUCCUACUGGUAUAAACUUUGAAGUGGUUGCUUUAAUGGCCAUUAAAUAUAAUCUGCACGACCCAUAUAAUGUUCUGGAGAAUUGGGAUAUGAAUUCUGUCGAUCCAUGUAGUUGGAGGAUGGUUACUUGCUCUACAGAUGGCUAUGUUUCUGCUUUGGGACUUCCCAGUCAGAGCUUAUCUGGGACCUUAUCUCCAUCGAUUGGAAACCUUAGCAACUUGCAGUCAGUGUUGCUUCAAAAUAAUGCUAUUUCAGGUCCAAUUCCAUCUACCAUUGGGAAGUUAGAGAAGCUUGAGACCCUUGAUCUCUCCAACAAUACUUUCAGGGGUGAAAUACCCACUUCCUUGGGAGACCUAAAAAGCCUAAACUAUUUGCGGUUAAACAACAAUAGCCUUACUGGAGCCUGCCCAGAUUCUUUGUCAAACAUUGGAGGUCUCACUCUUGUGGACUUGUCUUAUAAUAAUCUGAGUGGUUCCCUGCCAAAAAUAUCAGCAAGGACAUUCAAAGUUAUUGGCAACCCUUUAAUUUGUGGACCUAAAGCUGGCAAUAACUGUUCUGCUGUCUUUCCAGAGCCUCUUUCUCUCCCACCAGAUGGUCUAAAAGCUCAAUCGGACUAUGGAUCAAAAGGUCAUCGUGUAGCUGUUGCUUUUGGUGCAAGCUUUGGUGCUGCUUUUUUCAUCAUACUAUUUAUAGGAUUACUUGUUUGGUGGCGCUAUAGACACAACCAGCAGAUUUUCUUUGAUGUCAAUGAACAAUAUGACCCGGAAGUAUGCUUGGGCCAUUUGAAAAGGUAUACAUUUAAAGAACUUAGGGCUGCUACUGACCAUUUCAACUCCAAGAACAUUCUAGGGAGAGGUGGAUUUGGGAUAGUGUACAAGGGAUGCUUGAAUGAUGGGACUUUGGUGGCUGUUAAAAGGCUGAAGGACUAUAACAUAGCUGGUGGAGAAAUCCAAUUUCAGACAGAAGUAGAGACAAUAAGUUUAGCUGUCCAUCGCAAUCUACUCAGGCUUUCUGGAUUCUGCACAACUGAGAAUGAAAGGCUCCUGGUUUACCCCUAUAUGCCAAAUGGAAGUGUAGCUUCUAGACUAAGAGAUCACAUACAUGGUCGGCCAGCUUUAGACUGGGCAAGGCGGAAGAGGAUAGCCUUAGGUACAGCCAGGGGGCUUGUUUAUUUGCAUGAACAGUGUGACCCGAAAAUUAUUCACCGUGAUGUCAAAGCUGCCAACAUUUUGUUGGAUGAAGACUUUGAGGCAGUUGUUGGAGAUUUUGGGUUGGCAAAGCUUUUAGACCACCGAGAUUCUCAUGUUACUACUGCUGUUCGUGGUACUGUUGGUCACAUUGCUCCUGAGUAUUUAUCAACAGGUCAGUCAUCAGAGAAGACAGAUGUAUUUGGGUUUGGGAUCCUGCUCCUUGAGCUAAUCACAGGUCAGAAGGCCUUGGAUUUUGGACGAGCAGCAAACCAGAAGGGCGUAAUGCUUGAUUGGGUAAAGAAGCUACAUCAGGAAGGUAAACUGAGCCUGCUGGUGGAUAAGGAUCUAAAGGGCAAUUUUGACAGAAUUGAGUUGGAAGAAAUGGUUCAAGUUGCCCUCUUAUGCACUCAAUUCAAUCCUUCACACCGUCCAAGAAUGUCUGAAGUAUUAAGGAUGCUAGAGGGUGAUGGCUUGGCCGAGAAAUGGGAGGCCUCACAGAAGGUUGAGACACCAAGGUUCCGAUCAUGUGAUAACCCUCCGCAAAGAUACUCAGAUUUUAUAGAAGAAUCUUCACUCGUGAUAGAAGCCAUGGAGCUUUCUGGUCCUAGGUGACAAAUGGUUGCCUUGAACUUUGGUGCCUAUUCAGUUGCAGAGCUUUGAAAUGCUAAAAAAUUGUGAUUGGUGUUGAUAGUUGUUGAAUGCUUGUAUUCAUCUGUAAAAAGGGAACAAAAAAAAGAAAAAAGUCAUGUAUAAGCUUCUUGUUCCUUAUUGGAAAAAUAGCUGAGUCGAUUGAGCUUCUGUCAAGAAAUUUUGGAAAAUAUGUUAGAAAUAUAUGGUAUGUAGUGUCUCCA
This is a messenger RNA of Theobroma cacao (cacao), 2864 nucleotides long. It is a transcript of the gene NIK3, whose product is annotated as NSP-interacting kinase 3. The record is from RefSeq and is a predicted model, not a curated record. Gene Ontology annotation, biological process: protein phosphorylation. Gene Ontology annotation, molecular function: protein binding; ATP binding; protein kinase activity. Lineage: Eukaryota; Viridiplantae; Streptophyta; Magnoliopsida; Malvales; Malvaceae.